AUGGAGGAAGAAGAAGACAAACAGAUUCUGCAGGAGAAUCCCGCAGGAGUGCAUCCCGAGGAUGCUAGAGAAGCCGUGUCACAAGGUCUGAGGGAGAAUGACCUGACCCCAAAGAGACUGAGGCUCAUCCUGGUGGGGAAAACCGGAAGUGGGAAAAGUGCAACAGGAAACAGCAUCCUUGGCAGGAAAGUGUUUGACUCUAAGCUCAGUGCUAGCCCGGUGACCAAGGCCUUCCAGAGAGGGAGCCGAGGAUGGGCUGGGAAGGAGCUUGAGGUGAUCGACACCUCUGACAUUUUGUCCCCUCGGGCCCCACCAGAAGUGGCAGCUCAGGGCGUCUGUGGAGCCAUUGCCUUCUCCUCCCCGGGGCCUCACGCAGUGCUCCUGGUGACACAGCUGGGCCGGUUCACAGAAGAGGAUCGGGAGGUAGUCAGGCGCCUCCAGGAGGUCUUCGGAGUGGACAUCCUGGCCUACACCAUCCUGGUGUUCACUCGGAAGGAAGACCUGGAUGGUGGCUCCCUGGAGGAGUAUGUGCGAGAGACCAACAACCAGUACCUUGCACAGCUGGAUGUGAUGUGUGGGCGACGCCACUGUGGCUUCAACAACAGGGCGGAGGGGGCAGAGCAGGAGGCCCAGCUGAAGGAGCUCAUGGAGGAAAUCGAAGGAGUCCUGUGGGAAAAUGAAGGCCGUUACUAUAGCAACAAGACUUACCAAUACUCCCAGCAACACAUUCUGCUCAAAGAAGUACAGGAAAGGUGAAUAAUCAAGGGACAGGGCUCUGAGGAAGUGCUCAGUGAGGAGUCCUGGACCGAGGAACUGCGCCACAUCCAGAAGGAAUCUGAGGAAACUCACAAACAUCUCCUGGAGAGGGCACCCAUUUGAGCAUAUCCUGGCCUUCGGCGAGGGACAGCUGUUUCCUGUGAGCCUCCCUCAGCCCCUGUGUCCAGCUUCCAGCCCAUCACUUGCUUUCUCCAUCCCCAUGGGCCACUGGUCAUCCCAGCCUCCAGGUCAGUGUCUGGUGUGGUGAGAGGUGCAUGGGGUCCAGAGUUCCCAGUUCACAUCCCAGGUCCAGCAUCACAUCUUCCAGAACAUGCUCUAUUCCCCUCCAGCAUGCUCUUCUCG
Molecule: messenger RNA, 1119 nt
Organism: Diceros bicornis minor
Lineage: Eukaryota; Metazoa; Chordata; Mammalia; Perissodactyla; Rhinocerotidae
Product: GTPase IMAP family member 6-like
Exons: 2
Coding region: 1-756 (251 amino acids)
Cellular component (GO): cytosol
Molecular function (GO): GTP binding
Source: RefSeq, a predicted model, not a curated record